AUGCUCAAUAACAAAAACAUUUGCGCUGGUGAGCUAAUCGAAGCUGAAGCUCAAAGUUGGGAUUACAUUUUGAGUUAUUUGCGUCCUUUGUGUAUAAAAUGCGCAAUUGAAUUAGGAAUUUCUGAUAUUCUUUACAAAAAUGUCACUCCAAUUAUGUCUCUUUCUGAUCUUAUUGCCGCUUUGCCAAAUUUGAACCCUUCAAAAACUACCUUUAUCCCCAUUUUAAUGCGAGCUUUAGUUGAUUUUGGCGUUUUCAACUAUCACCAACAACAAGGAGACGGCUAUUCACUCACUAAUGUUGGUCGUCUCCUUGUUGAAAAUGACCCCUCUAGUAAGAGGUUAUAUUUCAUUCUCUUCCAACAUCCCGUUCUGCUGAAAAUAGUAGCUUCCAUGAGCGAUUGGUUACGGGACGAUCUCCCCACUGCCUUUGAAACGGCACACGGGAAAUCCGUUUGGGAUUAUUGCUCCGAAGAACCAGAAUUUAGUGGUGUUUUCAACGAUGCAAUGGCUAGUGAUUCGAGAUUGAUCUCCAAUUUGUUGAUUUCUGAUUGUUGUGCUGGUGUUUUUGAGGGCUUGACCUCGUUGGUUGACGUUGGAGGUGGCACUGGCACCGUGGCGAUGGCUAUCGCCGGAGCUUUUCCAAGGUUGAAAUGCAUUGUGCUUGAUCUCCCUCAUGUUAUAGGUGAUCGAAGGGGAACUGAAAAUUUGGAGUUUGUUGCUGGGAAUAUGUUUGAUAAAAUUCCUCAUGCUAAUGCAAUCUUUCUCAAGUGGAUUUUGCAUAGUUGGAGUGAUCACGAUUGUGUGAAGAUACUGAAGAAAUGCAAAGAAUCAAUUCCGAGCAAGGAAAAGGGAGGAAAAGUGAUAAUCAUAGACAUAGUAAUGGAGGAUAAUUGUAGCAAUAAUGAGCAGCUUGUUCAAUCACAACACUUGAUGGACGUAUUAAUGAGGAUUAGUUAUGCUUCCAAAGAGAGAAGUAAGAAGGAAUGGGAAAAACUCUUUCUAGAAGCUGGUUUUAGUGGAUACAAAAUAAUAACCUCUCUUGGUUUAAGGUCUUUAAUUGAAGUUUAUCCUUAA
Messenger RNA from Solanum tuberosum (potato), 1074 nucleotides. RefSeq names its product tabersonine 16-O-methyltransferase-like. Gene Ontology annotation, molecular function: protein dimerization activity; O-methyltransferase activity. The transcript is spliced from 2 exons. The record is from RefSeq and is a predicted model, not a curated record. Bases 1 to 1074 code for a protein of 357 amino acids. Lineage: Eukaryota; Viridiplantae; Streptophyta; Magnoliopsida; Solanales; Solanaceae.